GCCUGGCUUACUUUCACUGUUGUCAUUGCUAUAUCGCGUUAUCGUUCUUACGUCAUGUACCUUGGGGGUGGGAUGCACAAUUUCUAAACAUAAUACACCGAUCAGAUCAGCAAUAACAUGAUAAAGAGGGCCAUAGAAAAUUAAACGCCAUCAAGACCCAGAUCCUGGUUCUGAGGGCCGUACGUGAAUGAUGACACUAAAAUACACAGCGUAACGGAUUUAUUGGUGUAUAUUUCAGAACUGCAGUUUUUGGAGUUUAUAACUGCUACUGCAUCAACCAUCGACGCAGAUUCAGACUCAACUAGAUGUUGUGAUAUAUUCUGUGAAUGAUUCGACAUCAAAUCUUUUACAAACCAGUCCAUAGAAAAGAGGACACCAUUACAAUACCCCCUGAACAUUUUCGUCACAUCGAAAAUGCAUAGAAGAAGUUCGUACCUAAAAUUUAUUUGCCUUACGUGUUUAGUGAUAUUUACAUUGAUGUUUUUAACAAUGCAAAAUGAAAAGAAUCACAUUUCCAUGUUUAUUGAGGAUAUGGUUGUCGAAGAUGCCCCAAUGAAGGGAUUAAGGACAUUUUACUUAGACUCCCAAACCAGUACAAGUGACAGAGUGAUAAAAACAAAAACGAGAUACCCUGCCGGGAUGCAUGCACCUUUUCUCAUAAAUAACCGAAAUAUGUGCAGGAAAUACGAAAAAAUAUCUGCUCUUGUUAUGGUACACACUUCUGUUGGGAAUUUCUGGAGACGAAAGGAAAUGAGGAGAACCUGGCUCAAUAGUUCCCAUUAUAGUCCCGAAAACCUGCAGGUGAUAUUCUUGGUUGGUACGACGAGUAAUAAAACAGCGACAAAACUGUUAAAGAGUGAGAAUAAAAAGUACCACGACAUCAUACAAGGUGAUUUUGUGGACUCUUAUAGAAAUCUAACAAAUAAAGGAGUGAUGGGAUAUCGAUGGAUCACAGAAAAUUGUAUGAAUGCAGAAAUAGUCAUCAAAAUUGACGAUGAUGCAUUUGUUAAUUUCUUCAAGUUUUUUGAAGAUUUUUCAUUCUUGAAACAGCGGAAGCGAUUUAUGUUUUGUAACAAAAUAAAUCCAAAUUCAAUGCCAAUCAUAAGGCAGCCUUCCAGUAAGUGGUUUGUAAGUGAAUGGUUUUAUAAAGGGCGUGACACGUACCCCCACACAUACUGUAGCGGGUUUGUAGUGUUUAUAUCUACUGACCUAAUUCCAGCCCUUUACCAGGCAGUGUUCACUGCCCCAUUCUUCUGGGUCGAUGACUUCUAUUUGUUUGGAUUGCUUCCAAGCCGAGUAAAAAAUGUGAUACACGAAAAUUUUCGAGGAAACUUAACAUUUAUGCACCCAGAAGGCUUGAAAUGUUACAAGGAAUUGAAAAGAAAGUGUAAAUAUCUUGUAAUGCCUGCAAGAGACAAAGAAUUGGACGUUAUGUGGAAGGCGGUGAUUGCAGAUAGACAACAAAGCAUAUACGGAAACUAUUAUAUGAGGGAACGAUCUAUUUAUUAAUGUAUCAGGAAUAAGUAAGAUAACCUCAAACUUGUAUUAACUGAUAAAUAGAGUAAAAAACAUAAAAAACACUAAAGCCGAUCUGCAGUUUAACUGGCAUCGUGUUGAUUUUGUAUGUUUUAUCUGUUUCAUAUGCAUAAUUUAGUCAAAAGUACUAUUUAUUAUAAUGAAAUUGUUAGAUACUACUUGCUAAUGUUUCUAAACUCUUAAAUAUAUAAGAGUUUAUAAAUUA
Magallana angulata is the source of this 1741-nucleotide messenger RNA. RefSeq names its product beta-1,3-galactosyltransferase 5-like. Gene Ontology annotation, molecular function: hexosyltransferase activity. The coding region runs from base 415 to 1509 and encodes 364 amino acids. The record is from RefSeq and is a predicted model, not a curated record. NCBI's taxonomy places the organism in Eukaryota, Metazoa, Mollusca, Bivalvia, Ostreida, Ostreidae. The transcript has 3 exons. Gene Ontology annotation, cellular component: membrane.